Messenger RNA from Daldinia vernicosa, 2219 nucleotides. Its product is annotated as MFS general substrate transporter. The transcript has 4 exons. Gene Ontology annotation, molecular function: transmembrane transporter activity. Gene Ontology annotation, biological process: transmembrane transport. The coding region runs from base 606 to 2219 and encodes 537 amino acids. Lineage: Eukaryota; Fungi; Ascomycota; Sordariomycetes; Xylariales; Hypoxylaceae. The record is from RefSeq and is a predicted model, not a curated record.
AACGAAAACGAUAUUCACUCUUUUCUCCAACUUAUCUUGAGUAUUAAACUGCCCAAUGAACAAGCUUUAUUUCUUUCGUAAUAUCUUCAUAGACAGGGUUGAUGUUUCAAUCAUGAGUCAUUCCUGUUUAGUCGGAGCCCGCGGAUCUAUAUCCAACGUCUUGGCCUGACUUUUAUAUACUUCAAUUCAUGAGAUUCUGGUUGAUUCGAGAGCUCUUUGUCUGAGUUAUCUAGCCUAGCUUUAGCUUCACAAUCCUAACUUAUUUAUUUCCAGCUUUUCUAAUGGGAGUCUUACCAAAAAGAAAGUAGUAACAAUACGGAGAGAUGCCUUCUGCUAUGCGGCGAUCCGAAGUAUGUAAUGAAUGCUACCGUCGUAUGUAGUCAAAUACUCCCGUUGCCGGACGGACCCCGCGGAAUCCUGGCUUGCCUCUUCGCAUAUCCACUUCGGCCUCUUGGCCGAGAAUUAUGCGUUUCAUUUUGAUGUCACUCGAUUCUAUUACGCGGUAAUAUAAGCCUUUUUUCUUACCCCUAAUAGAUUUCUAUAUAAUAUAUUCCCUCUCCCGAGAGGUACCAACCAUAGAUUGACACCAUUGAGCAAUAUUGAAGAUGAGAUUAUUCACCAACGCCUGGCAGUUCCUCUCGGGGACGAAGCGGGACUCAAAAUCCAAACCUCCUUGUUUACUUUCGAUUCGAUCCUCGACCACUUUGAUAGUAUUCACUGUGGGCUUGGCCAUCUUCACCGAUAUCUUCUACUAUGCGUUGAUCGUUCCGGUCAUCCCCUUUUCGCUCACCGUUCAAGUUGGAAUCGCCGAGGAUCAAGUGCAACACUGGACAUCGAUUCUUCUAGCUUGCUAUAGUGUAGCCUUACUCAUUGGCAGUCCCAUUGCUGGAAUAUAUGCCGACCACACGUCGUCGCGACGGUGGCCUUUGCUGAUCGGACUAAUCGCACUUGCUGCGUCGACUCUGUUGCUAUGUUUCGGUAACUCGAUAGGCCUCCUGGUCGUGGGCCGAAUUCUCCAAGGUUUUAGUGCGUCCAUCGUCUGGAGUGUAGGAUGUGCGCUACUUGUUGACACUAUGAAGAGCGCGGUAGGCGUUGCUAUGGGGUACGUCGGCGUAGCGAUGAGUGUCGGACUGCUUAUUGCUCCCGUGAUCGGUGGUUCGGUCUACGCCGCAGCAGGCUAUUAUGCCGUUUACUACAUCGCCUUUGGCGUCGUUGCGGUAGAUAUCCUACUACGACUGCUGAUGAUCGAGAAGAAGGUUGCUAGGCAGUGGAUAAAAGAGGACGAGACACCUGGUCCUUCAGAAGGAGCAAAUCAGGUCGACAUAGAGACGGGCACCUCACCCACCACGCCGGAUCUCCACGGUCGUGGGGAUUAUAUUGAAGCAAGCAGAACACGCAAUCUUGCAGAGCCGAGUUCAAAGGAUAAGAGCCAGCUUCAAGGUAGUAAUAAUGAAGAAAAACGGACCGAAACUACGAAUAUACCAAAUCAAGACCUGGUAGGUCCCACAGAGAGUAUUAGCAUAUGGUGUGCUUCUAAAAGCCUUUUGAAGUCCACGAGGCUAUUUGCCGCACUAUAUUGUCUCCUAGUUGAGUCCGGCAUCAUGAUGGGAUUCGACGCUACACUGGCUUUAUUCGUUCAGCGCACCUUUGGGUGGAACUCCACCGCUGCCGGGAUUCUUUUUCUAGCAGUAUUUCUCCCAGGUUUCAUCUCCCCGUUGGUUGGUUGGCUCGCGGAUAAGUACGGUGCGAGAUGGCCGUGUUUCUUCGGAUUCUGUGUUAUAAUACCGUUACUUGUGUGUCUCCGUUUCGUCACGCAGAAUAGCAUUCGGCAUAAGGUACUUCUUUGCUUCUUGCUUGCCUUGCUAGGUAUUGGGCUAGCAUUCGCAAAUGUCCCUCUCAUGGCUGAGAUCACGUACGUUAUCGAGGCGAAAGUCGCCAAGCAACCAGGAAUAUUUGGAGAGAAAGGUGUUUAUGGACUCGGUUACGGGCUUUUUAACGUGGCGUUCUCUCUUGGAGGAGUCGUAGGGCCGCUAUGGGCCGGCUAUGUUGUAGAAUCGGCAGGAUGGGGAACCCUGACUUGGAGCUUUGCUAUCUGGGCAGCAUCUGGAGCAGUAGUGGCUUAUUUCUGGCUUGGCAGAGAAGCCACAAAGAUAGAGAGGAUAGACAUGAGCCAACACAAUUUGGUCUUCUCGAACUUCGCCCUCAGAAAAUACCAUUGA